This is a messenger RNA of Lodderomyces orthopsilosis Co 90-125, 1668 nucleotides long. Its product is annotated as bifunctional choline kinase/ethanolamine kinase. The transcript has a single exon. Gene Ontology annotation, molecular function: ethanolamine kinase activity; choline kinase activity. The record is from RefSeq and is a predicted model, not a curated record. Gene Ontology annotation, cellular component: cytoplasm. Bases 1 to 1668 code for a protein of 555 amino acids. Gene Ontology annotation, biological process: phosphatidylethanolamine biosynthetic process; phosphatidylcholine biosynthetic process. Lineage: Eukaryota; Fungi; Ascomycota; Pichiomycetes; Serinales; Debaryomycetaceae.
AUGGAGAUUUCACCAGCAAGCUUAACGCCGAGACCAAGAUCAAGGUCAAGAACUAGAAACUCAACGGCCAACUCAAGGUCUACUUCAGCCACAAGAAGACCGAGCUUGUCAGGAACAAGAAAGUCGCUAUCUAGUUCUUCGUUGAAUAAAUUGACCAUCACACCAACUCAAAUUGAUGACGAGCGUUCAGUACCAUCAGUGCAAGCAGUUUUGGACAACUCGUUACCUGCCGAUUUUUUUAAGCAAGACAUUAUAGCAUUGACUAAAGCAUUGAGAAUUCAUAAAUGGCAUAAAAGAAAUUUGAAUAUUCAUAAGCUAAAAAUCACGAGAAUUUCGGGAGCUUUAACCAAUUCCAUCUACAAAAUUGAUUAUGUGGAUGAAGAACAGGAUAUUCAUUUGCCUUCAUUGUUGUUGAGAGUUUAUGGAAAGAAUGUCGAUGAGUUGAUCGACAGAGAUAGUGAAUUAAUGACUUUGAUUAAGUUAUCACAAAAGCGUAUUGGCCCUAGAUUAUUGGGUAUAUUUACUAAUGGGAGAUUUGAACAGUUUUUAGAAGGAUUUGUCACUUUGACAAAAGAUCAAAUUAGAGACCAAGUGAUUUCCCAAAUGAUUGGAAGAAGAAUGAAAGAUUUGCAUUACAAGGUUGAGUUGACCAAGGAAGAGUCAAAUUCACCAGUACCUACAUGCUGGAGAUUGAUUGAGAAAUGGCUCAAAAUAUUUGAGACUGAAUAUAAGCCCGGAUACGAAAAAGCAGGCGUCGAACUUGAGGAUAUCUUUAUGAUGGAUUUUGACAGCUUCAAAAAGUUGGUAUUCAAGUAUAAGGAUUGGUUAUUUGACAAGUACAAAGAGGACGGAUUUUCUUCAAAUUACAAAUUUUGCCACAACGACACCCAAUAUGGAAACCUACUUCUCCACAACUCAUUUGAGCCCGAAGAAAUUGUUAUUGACACACCGCUUGGGUCCAGUACAAAUUUACCUGAGGUUGCCAUCAAGUCCACCUCUAACAAAAAGGAUUCCAAUUUGGUGGUCAUCGAUUUUGAGUACUCAGGACCCAACUUCCCUGCAUUUGACAUUGUCAACCAUUUUAGUGAGUGGAUGUCUAAUUACCAUGAUCCAGAAAGGUCCUACUUCAUCAAUGACACGAUGUUUCCCACCCAAUUGGAGCAGUUAAACUUCAUCAAAGCUUACAUAGAAUACGAUUUCCAAUUACCAUCAUCAAAUUUGAAGUCAGCAAAAUCAGAUGGAGAGUUGUUGAAUAGCUCGGAUAAGCAAGCAGUUAGCAUUAUUCAGUACGAGAUUGAAAAAAUGUUUAAUGAAUGUAUCUACUGGCGCUCAUCGGUGCAAAUAUUUUGGGCACUUUGGGGGUUGAUCCAAAAUGGACCUAUUGAACCAAGGCCAGAGAUGAGUAGAAAGGAAAGCGAGCAAGGUGUUGACAGUACAUACAACAUCACAGUUGAGAUGGAGAAAUUUGGACUUCAAGAUUUAGAAAUUACUGCUGGUGAUGCCAUAACUUCGAGUGAUGAUGAUUUUGACUAUUUGAAGUAUAGUAACCAAAAAAUAGCAAUUGUUGUAGGAGAUUCCAUACAGUUCAACUUGCUCGAUAAGGAUAGGGUUGAUUCUAAAUAUCAUGAAGAUAUCAAGUACUUGAGUUCGAAAACUUAUGAUUUAUAA